GGGUGGCAUUCGGUGGAGGGGGAAAAAGCAAGGCCGAAAAAAAGUUGAUUGUGGCUGUCAAAGCAAAACAAAAAGUGCUGAAGAAAUUCUGUGAAAUUUGCUCUGUAAUCUCUCAAGUGCCGUUUUAUCGCUCAAUUAGUUGAAUCAUCCCUGGAACAGUGCACAUGCGACAGAUAUCACAGAAUGUUUAACAGCGAGAAGAAGGACAUGAAGGACUUUGCUGGUCCGGGUGGUUUUGCUCCAGCUCCAAAUGGGCCACCCCCGACAGCUCCGCACUAUCAACAGUGGCCACAGGUGCCGGCGGACUUCUACCACCCGCGUCCGGAGGGUGCCCCAAUGUGGGGCCCUCCACCAAGCUAUGAUCAUGUGAUGCAGCAGAACAUGCCCCCCGUCUAUCCUGCGCACUCUGGCGCCUUUGCUGGGGUUCCGCCCGGUAUGGCGGCCCCUUCCUAUGCGCCCCAUCAGGUGCCCGGUGCCAUCUAUCCGCCCCCCUUUGCCGCCCCACCCACAUUCCAGGUCCAGCCCGUUCCCGCGGGCCCGCCGCCCGCUUUUGCACAGCAGACCGUGCCCCAGGUGGCGCUCUUUGAUCCAGGAGCUAGAUUCAGUGCCGGCGGCUCGUUCUCCGUGCCACCCCCGCCCCCAGGCUACGGACCCACAGCCGCCCAAUUGGCGGCCAUGCAGGGCCAGCCUGUGCAAGUGCAGAAGCCAAAGAACAACUUCUUCACCGGCGGCAAAGGCGCUGGCUUCACCUUCUGGUGAUUCCGGGGGGCCAGCAGCAGCAGGAAGCACACGCCCUCUUCUCCCAGAGAAGACUCUCCACGUGUUUUCCAAUCUCUGUUUUUUAUUUUAUACAUUACAGACAAUUAUUUUUGCGCUCUUUUUUUCUCGCGAACUCUGAAAUAUUGAAAUAAAAUUUAUUGAAAUUUGCGCCUUCAA
Messenger RNA from Phlebotomus papatasi, 936 nucleotides. Its product is annotated as DAZ-associated protein 2. The coding region runs from base 184 to 759 and encodes 191 amino acids. Lineage: Eukaryota; Metazoa; Arthropoda; Insecta; Diptera; Psychodidae. The transcript has 3 exons. The record is from RefSeq and is a predicted model, not a curated record.